AUGCAAGAGGUUUGUAAUUGCAAGGAGACUGGCAAUGGUCAUUAAGUACAGGUUUGUUCGGCAAUAAAUUAAUACACGAAUAUGAAAGCGAUCUUCGCAGUAAUGUACACUACUUAAGCAGUGAAAAUGAGGCCUGAAAAAAUUUAGGCCUUCACGGGAUUUGAACCCAUGACCUCGGCGAUAUCGUUGCAGUGAUACAGUUUGGGCUUAAGAAUACUUAAAGAUUAUCAUAAAAGUCAAGGUCUCACUUUUAAAAGAGAAAGGACAGGGCAGUCUUUACUCAGACUAGAUCCCACUGGGGUUCUUCAAAGAUGGCUUAACUCGAUCCGCCGCGGCCGAAUUUACUCUGUGCCAUGUUCUCGAGCCCUCUGGCAUAUAGAUAAAAAGAAAUUUAUAAACUCUAAGGCACAAAUACUAACCCUUGAAAAUACAAAAAAGAAGCAAUAA
Messenger RNA from Pocillopora meandrina, 447 nucleotides. NCBI's taxonomy places the organism in Eukaryota, Metazoa, Cnidaria, Anthozoa, Scleractinia, Pocilloporidae. The record is from the annotation of a GenBank genome assembly.